UCCAACAGUGAAAGAGCUAAAGAAGCAGCAUUUAAUAGUUUUGAGAAAUUAUCUCAUGUCUUGGAAGAAAAGAAAUGUGCUGCUCUUAGGGCAAUUGAAACUUCUAAGAAUUUAAGGCUGGAAAAAUUGCAAACACAAGUGGAAGAAUAUCAAGGACUCCUGGAAAAUAAUGGCCUUGUAGGAUAUGCUCAAGAAGUGCUUAAAGAAACUGAUCCAUCUUGUUUUGUUCAAACAGCAAAACAGCUUCAUGUCAGAAUCCAAAAAGCUACUGAAUCUCUGAAGAACUUCAGGCCAGCAGCUGAAACUACUUUUGAAGACUUUGUGGUGGACAUAGCCAAGCAAGAAGAGAUCCUUGGUGACUUGUCCUUCCAUUCUAAUGAUCUUGAAAUACCAGAAAUCAAUGAAGAGCAGAGCAGAAUAUACAACAAAGCUCUGAUCAGUUGGGAAUGCCCCAGAAAGACAGACUCAGCUGAUAUCUAUGUUCUUGAGUAUUGUAAGCUUAACACGGAAGAGGAGAGUGCAACGUGGCAGGAGAUCGAAGUUUGCUGCAAGAGCAAAGUAAUAUCUAAUCUUGAUGAUGACAGCAGCUAUGCCUUUAGAGUUCGAGGAUAUAAAGGUUCCAUCUAUAGCCCUUGGAGCCGAGAAGUUAUUUUGCGUACACCUCCAGCUCCAGUUUUCAGUUUUCUUUUUGAUGACAAGUGUGGGUACAACAGUAAUCAUCUCUUGCUGAAUCCAAGAAGGACCUCUGUGGAAAGUAGGGCUGGAUUUCCUCUACUGCUGGGAUCUGAGCGCAUGCAGGUCGGAUGCUACACAACCCUGGAUUACAUCAUUGGCGACACUGGGAUUGCCAAAGGGAAGCACUUCUGGGCUUUUCGUGUGGAAGCUUAUUCAUACCUGGUGAAAGUGGGAGUUGUUUCUAGCAACAAGAUACAGAAAUUGUUUCAUAAUGCCCACGAUGUGACCAGCCCAAGAUACGAACAAGACAGUGGUCAUGACAGUGGGAGUGAAGAUGCCUUCUUUGACUCAUCACAGCCUUUCACACUGAUCACUUUAGGCAUGAAGAAGUUCUUUAUCCCCAUGACGCCCGGUGCCCCCAAGGAUCCAGCAAGCAGAAUCCUUCCCUUGCCAUCAUGCUUGGGCAUCUGCCUUGACUGCAACAAAGGCAAGGUGGAGUUUUACGAUGCAGGCCGUAUGAAAUGCCUUUAUGAGUGCAAGGUGGACUGCUCUGGCAUAAUGUAUCCAGCAUUUGCCUUAAUGGGUGGCGCGGCAGUUCAUCUUGAGGAAGCCAUCACAGCAAACUACAGGGAGUACCACGACGACAUCUAG
Mesitornis unicolor (brown roatelo) is the source of this 1326-nucleotide messenger RNA. Its product is annotated as E3 ubiquitin-protein ligase TRIM36-like. The transcript has 5 exons. Gene Ontology annotation, molecular function: protein binding. Lineage: Eukaryota; Metazoa; Chordata; Aves; Mesitornithiformes; Mesitornithidae. The record is from RefSeq and is a predicted model, not a curated record. The annotation marks the transcript as partial.